This is a messenger RNA of Rotaria socialis, 204 nucleotides long. Lineage: Eukaryota; Metazoa; Rotifera; Eurotatoria; Philodinida; Philodinidae. The record is from the annotation of a GenBank genome assembly.
AUGACCUUCAAUAAGAAAUCGAAACUCUGUAUCGGUACAAGAAAAUCUUCUGAACAUUCGAAUCAAUCGGUUUCAUCUUUCGGUUUAUUGGCUACUGGAUUUUCUGAUAUUGCCCACUUUGUAAAUACAUAUAUCAUUAUUAAUGGUAACGCUGCUACCGAAAUUAAAUCAACGCUAACGUCAGAUAUUAUUGAACAACUUUAA